Molecule: messenger RNA, 3465 nt
Organism: Paramormyrops kingsleyae
Lineage: Eukaryota; Metazoa; Chordata; Actinopteri; Osteoglossiformes; Mormyridae
Source: RefSeq, a predicted model, not a curated record
CCAGGGGCGUGACUACAUGCCCCUGGUGCCCACCGUGUUACAGAGCAGUGAGUUAAUCUGCACAGCUGACCGAAGUGUAUGGAGUUCACAUAAAGCCCUUACGAUAGCUGAACACUGCGGAUUUUAACAUUACAUAACAUUUAACAUUUUAGCACACUUUAAGUGUGCUUUUCAGAUACCACAGGUAGCCGAACUACAUGUCUUUGGACUGCAGGAGCAAAUCUGCAUGACAUGGGGAGAACUCCACUCACAUAGUGUAGAUGUGUACUUUCAAAGCCCCAACCUUGGAGAAGUGAGGCAAUAAUACUAGUCAUUCUGCCACUCCUUUUCUGAUAAGUUAAGUUAAAAAACAUUUUUUUCAUUCAUUGGCCAUAAAAUAUGAUCUGAUAUCUAUGUAAAUUACAAUAAUGAGCAAACAAUAUGUUUUAACUAAUAACACAGAAAUCACUAUAUUAUACUUGUAUUAUAUUAUACUUGUACACACUGAACACACCAUUCAAACAGUGUAGAUUGGAGGAAGUAUUUGAACUCUUGGAUUUUAAUAAGUGGUUGAACAUCUUUUGGCAGCAAUAAGUGCUAUGGCAGGGGUCUCCAUCUCCAGUCCUGGAGAGCUACUGUCCAGUAGGUUUUUCUACCCUACCGGCUUCUGAUGAGCCACACCUCUUCUCACCAAACUUUUACCGAGCUUCAGCUGGCAGACAGCCACCCUGACAUUAUCCUGUAGGAUACCUUGAUGGCAAGCUGUCCAAAGCAGCGAAGCAGCCCUAAAUCAUGUUGCUGCCUCCACUGUACUACACUGUUGCCAGUGAACAAGACACUAUGACAGCUGUUCUGAAGAUUGGUUUCUCCUGCUUCAAGAUGGACCCAGGCCUGGCAUACCAUGAGGAGGUCCUAAGUCCAUACUGUGCUGUGUACAUGAAGGAGGUUGUGGAGACAGAGAAGGGACAGGUUUAUAAGCAGGUGAAGCCCACUAUGUACCCACCCUGGUGCUCCACAUUUGACGCCCACCUCCAAAAAGACCACAUGAUGCAUGUGGUAAUAAAGGACAAGACAGCUGAGCUUAAGAGUGAGGCAACUGUGGAUCUGGACCAGCUGGCCGCACACUGCAAGAAGGAAAAUAGCAGGCUGGAGAUCUGGGUGGAGACAAAACCAAUAGGGAGAUUGCAAAUGGAGGCCACCUACCUAUUGGAGAACAGUGAUGCAAAAGGCAAGGGAAAAGGUGAUGCUGGUGAGGGCCUCUUCACCCUGCAUCAGCGCCGUGGGGCCAUAAAGCAAGCCAAGAUUCAUGUGGUGAAGUGCCAUGAGUUCACAGCCACCUUUUUUCCCCAGCCCACCUUUUGCUCCGUCUGCAAAGAGUUUGUCUGGGGACUAAAUAAACAAGGCUACCAAUGCAGACAAUGCAACGCAGCCAUCCACAAGAAAUGCGUUGACAAAGUGAUUGCCAAAUGUACUGGGUCAGCCAUCAACAGUAAAGAGACCCAGAUACACAAGGAGAGAUUUAAGAUCGACAUGCCACACCGGUUUAAGGUCUACAACUACAAGAGCCCCACAUUCUGUGAGCACUGCGGCACCCUGCUGUGGGGGCUGACCAGGCAGGGCCUCAAGUGUGAAGAAUGCUGUAUGAAUGUUCAUCACAAGUGCCAGAUGAAAGUAGCCAACUUGUGUGGUGUAAAUCAGAAGUUGAUGGCAGAGGCCCUGGCUAUGAUUGAGAGCACACAGCAGCAGGCUAGAACUUCCCGUAGUAAUGAAAUCAUUGGUCGAGAGGGUCCAGUUAGCAUCGACCAGCCUGGCGUGAUCCAAGAGCCAUCUGGAUGUAUCUCAAGCACACCUUCGGUCACCCCAGAGUGUAAAGAUCUGCUCAGCCCAUUGUGGAAAAUCACCACAGACAAGAAGCAGCUGCCUCUUCACAGUCUGCCUGCCAAGAUAACCAUUGACAAUUUCAUCCUUCACAAACUGCUGGGAAAGGGCAGCUUUGGCAAGGUCUUCUUCAGACCACUGAUGUUAGCACAAAUAUAUUUGCAGUCAUUUUCAAACCCCUACAAGAUCAUUUACAAGGUGUUUCUAGCUGAACUGAAGUCCGGCAAUCAGUUUUUUGCAGUGAAGGCUUUGAAAAAGGAUGUGGUCCUCAUGGAUGAUGAUGUGGAAUGUACCAUGGUGGAGAGGAGGGUCCUGUCUCUGGCUUGGGAACACCCUUACCUCACACACCUCUAUUGCACAUUCCAGACUAAGGAAAAUCUCUUCUUUGUGAUGGAGUACUUGAAUGGUGGUGAUCUUAUGUUCCAUAUACAGAACUGUCAGAAAUUCAGCCUACAGAGAGCAACGUUCUAUGCAUCUGAAAUCAUCUGUGGCCUCCAGUUCCUUCACUCUAAAGGAAUCAUAUACAGAGACCUGAAGCUGGACAACGUGCUGCUGGAUGUUGAUGGACACAUCAAGAUUGCUGAUUUUGGGAUGUGUAAGGAGAACAUUCAGGGAGAUGUCAGGACGUCCACCUUCUGUGGGACUCCUGACUACAUUGCUCCUGAGAUCCUAUUGGGCCAGAAGUAUGGAGCCUCUGUUGAUUGGUGGUCUUUUGGAGUUCUGCUCUAUGAGAUGCUGAUUGGCCAGUCUCCCUUUCAUGGGCGUGAUGAGGAAGAACUGUUUCAGUCCAUCCGCACCGAUGACCCCUUUUACCCCUGCUGGCUUCCCAAGAGUGCCCAUGACAUCCUAGUCAAGCUCUUUGUACGGGAGCCUGAGAAGAGAUUAGGAGUAAAGGGGAACAUCCGGCAGCACCGAUUCUUCGCAUCUGUGGACUGGAGUGCCUUAGAGAAUCGGCAGAUCAAACCUCCUUUCCAACCCACUGUAAAAUCCCCUGGUGAUUAUAAUAACUUUGACAAGGAGUUCAUCAAUGAGAAGCCUCGACUUUCGUGCGCUGAUCGCACCCUCAUUAAUAGCGUGGAUCAGACCGUGUUCUGCAACUUCUCCUUCAUCAAUCCUGGGAUGGACUGCACCAAGACUGCCUAAUUCGGUGACCCUUCAUUCAGAUGCUGGCUAGUCAACUCUUUUAAAAGCAUGAUUGAGAAUAACACCAAGAUAAAUCAGCCUUAGACAAGAUUCAGUGUGUGGAUCUAUAGUCAGUUCUGAUAUUCAGUAAUACUAAGAUCCACAUGUGGAUCUGUCAUAUAGCCAUGAUGACAUGAAAAACCUCCUGUACAGUGGUAACACUUUAAGUUUAAUUUUCAGUGAUAAGUAUUGAUAAAAUCUCAAGUUACAUCUCUUUUGAUAUUUGACGAUCUUCCAACUGGUCAGUGUAAUUGGGAUGAAUAUUUAUGAAAGACCUUUUACUUAGUAUUACUGUAGAUAUGAUGCAUCUUCUAGAUCAGGGGUCACCAACCUUUUUGAAACUGAGAGCUACGUCAUGGGUACUGAGCCAUACGUAGGGCUACCAGUUUGAAACACCCUCCUAAACUUAUCUAAACUUCUUGUAUA